Anguilla anguilla (European eel) is the source of this 856-nucleotide messenger RNA. RefSeq names its product spexin hormone (gene spx). Bases 67 to 429 code for a protein of 120 amino acids. Gene Ontology annotation, molecular function: neuropeptide hormone activity. The transcript is spliced from 6 exons. NCBI's taxonomy places the organism in Eukaryota, Metazoa, Chordata, Actinopteri, Anguilliformes, Anguillidae. The record is from RefSeq and is a predicted model, not a curated record.
GUGCGUCACAGCCACAUACCCUCGCCGUUGCAUUAAACGCUGACGGACUUGAAGAUAUCCUUAAGAAUGAAAGGUUUGAGAACUUUUACGGCUUAUACCCUUGCUCUAUUAUUCUUGGCAACAUUCGUUUCUCAGUCCUGGAGUGUCCCGAAGGAUAGCUUUCAGCGAAGAAACUGGACUCCCCAGGCGAUGCUGUACUUGAAGGGCGCGCAGGGACGACGUUUUGUGUCUGAAGACAGAAAAGAAGGGAACAUGUAUGAUGCCAUUCAUUUAGAGACACGCAGUCAGAACACAGAACAACGCAGAGUGUCCCAGGCAGCAUCAGUGCUCCUCGACUUUCUCCAGCAGGCCAGAGAAGAAGCUGAUGAGAACCAGGAACAAGUCUACUUGCAAGAUCUGCCUGCUUGGAAAAGAGAAUACUUCAAAUAAUGCGUCGACUGAUUAAUCUUUAUAGUAUUGAAUGUAUUUCAUUUUUAUUUAAUUGUGUAAUGUAAUAAAACUGGAUUAUGUGGUGUAGCAUUGGAUGUUUUGAAUGUACUAUUAAAGCGCAUUUGCAUUCAAUACAACACAUUUUAUUGUAAAUGAUUGUUAACCAGUAUUAUACAGUCAGGGUGCUUUCAGUAGAAUUAGAGUUUGCUUCAUGUGUGCUGACAUCUCCCUGAACAUGUGGUCAAUCCUGACAAAGAUUCAGACAAAGAAAAUGGUGAAUACAUAGUUCAAGUAUGAAAGUGCCCCAAUAUUACGCUCCAGAAUUAUUUGCCAAAUUGCCACAUGUUAUAGUGUGCUAUGAACCAACAGCAAAAGUGCACUACAGGGCCCAUAACCAUUUCUGGAUCAGGUUACACGUUCACUUUAA